UCAAAGCCAUCAGUGACGCAGCGAGAACUGAGGCGAUUGGGCGGCACUUUUAAAUCAAACCACAGGCCGCGGCGAUUGGAUACACAUUUGGGGGUCUGGGGGAGAGUGGUCGUCUACUGCACUCUUGUCUGGAUACUGUACGCAUCCAGUAACCCUCAGAAACCUCUACCUGGAACGGAAGAGCUCAGUUCCCGGACGCUAACCGUGUGGAUUAGCCUACCUGUCGGAAUGUUACCUGAGGUGGGCCGCAGGGUUGCAGAGGCAAAGACCGGGUCUGACCCGACCAUCAGCUGUAUGUUGGUUGGCGAUGGAGCCGUAGGGAAGACCAGCAUGAUCAUCAGCUACAUUGCCAACGGUUAUCCCGAUGAAUACAAUCAGACAGCGUUCGAUGUUUUUACUGGGUCGGUUACAGUGGAUGGGAUACCUGUCCAAAUUCAACUGAUGGACACGGCAGGACAGGAGGAGUAUGACGAGUUCCGCUCCCUGUGUUACGACCACACAGACGUGUUCCUCCUGUGCUUCAGUGUGGUCAACCCAACGUCCUUCCACAACGUCACCACCAAGUGGAUCCCCCAGCUGCGCGCCCACAAUCCUACACUACCCAUAAUCCUGGUUGGCACUCAGGCUGACCUGCGAUACGACGUCAACGUUCUCAUCGACCUGAACCAGGGCCGGUUUAAGCCCGUGGAAAACUCACAGGCCCGUGGCUUGGCAGACCAGAUACGGGCGCAGGACUAUGUGGAGUGUUCUGCUCUGACCCAAGAUAACUUAAAGGAGGCCUUCGACUCGGCCAUCUUCGCCGCUAUCAAGCACAAGGCCUAUCGGGCCAGGAAACUGGGACUUAUGGGCCGCGCCAAGACCUUCUCAAGCGGGGGCUGGAAAAAGUUCUUCUGCUUCAUCUAAGCCAAAAGACAGAGGAGUUAAUGCCUCAAUUUAAAGACUGUGUGUGUGUGUGUGUGUGUGUGUGUGUGUGUGUGUGUGUGUGAUGUGUGUCUGUUUCUUUUUCUGUUUUCCCAUCAUAUGCUAUGACUCCAUGUUGCCAUUCUGUGGCCUUGGUUCAGUGCAAUAUUCCCCCACCAGUGACCUCCGUCAGUUGGUCUUUAUGCUUCCUGUGGAAGCCACCAAGUUGGUGCAGUCUGCCUCAGUUUCUGAUUGAGUCACAACUGCAUUGUAAGGAUGCCAGAUACCUCUCAUGAUUGACUUGGACAACUGUAACUGUGACAUUCUGAAACCUGACAGUAUUGUAUGCUGAAUGUAUUUGGAACGCAUUUUUAAAUGAUUUUCAUCAA
Messenger RNA from Sardina pilchardus (European sardine), 1289 nucleotides. RefSeq names its product ras homolog family member V (gene rhov). NCBI's taxonomy places the organism in Eukaryota, Metazoa, Chordata, Actinopteri, Clupeiformes, Clupeidae. The transcript has 3 exons. Gene Ontology annotation, molecular function: GTPase activity; protein kinase binding; GTP binding. The coding region runs from base 229 to 903 and encodes 224 amino acids. Gene Ontology annotation, biological process: Cdc42 protein signal transduction; endocytosis; establishment or maintenance of cell polarity. The record is from RefSeq and is a predicted model, not a curated record.